Molecule: messenger RNA, 1194 nt
Organism: Arachis ipaensis
Lineage: Eukaryota; Viridiplantae; Streptophyta; Magnoliopsida; Fabales; Fabaceae
Source: RefSeq, a predicted model, not a curated record
AUGGCACCUCGUGGAUGCGUUCGAGGCCAUGGGAGAGGAUAUGCCGGUACUCGUGGGCCGGAAACCAAUCUGAAUGACCCCGUGAACUUCAUGGCCGCCUUGCAGAACAUGGCUGUUGCUAUGCAGGCUACUGCUGAGGCACUCGGGCAGCAGAUGAACAACAAUAAUCAUAAUCAUGAGGGAAACGGCGGAAACGAGACUCAAGGUCCAAUGACAUUGGCGACCUUCUUAAAGGUCAAUCCACCGAAGUUCAAGGGGACUACUAAUCCAACUGAGUCCGACACUUGGUUUCAAGUUAUGGAGCGAGCACUGCAAGCGCAGUUGGUACCUGAGGAACAAUGCGUCGAGUUUGCUACUUAUCCGCUCACCAAGGAAGCGUCAGAUUGGUGGCAAGGAACCCGACAUCUCAUACAGCAGGGCGAUGACCCUAUCACCUGGGAUACCUUCCAGGAGAAAUUCUACAAAAAGUACUUUUCGAAUUCCACCAGGACGACUAAAGAACUGGAGUUACUACAGCUGAAGCAGGGGAUUAUGUCUGGAGCUCCGGAAGACUUUGAGGAGUGGAAAUGUGUCAAGUAUGAAGGAGGGCUCCGAAGCGACAUCUACAGUUCAGUAGGGCCUAUGGAGAUUAGGACUUUCUCCGAGUUAGUAAACAAGAGCAGAGUUGCCGAAGAAUGUGUGAAGAAGGCAGCUGCAGAAAGAGAAAGCCAGAGGAAAUCAUUCCCACUGAACCGAGGAAAGAGUUUUACUCCUAGAGGUCCUCCCUUCAAGCCGUCAGGCUUCGCACCACAGAAGACUCAGGGUCAAAACAACUUCAGAAGGCCCAACAACAACAACAAUGCUUUGGGGAGGAGAUUUGGGAAGCAGCCUCAGAAUGAGCAAGCGUGUGCUAGAUGUGGGAGUUACCAUCCUCGUGUUCCGUGCAAGGCUGGAUGGGGGUUGUGUUACUCAUGUGGGAAGCUGGGGCAUAAAGCGUCAAACUGUCCAGAGAAGCAGAGACAGGGUACCGGGAGAGCACAGCAGCCUGGACGGGUGUUUACUACUUCAGCUAUAGGUUUUGAGGGGUCUAAGGCACUUAUCAGAGGUAAAUGUGAAAUGCCUGGUCAAAUUUUAAAUGCAUUGUUUGAUUUUGGAGCAUCACUGAUGGUGGAAAAAUCGUCGGUAAAGAUUUUCACAAGAAUAAGCACGUUGUAA